CGAGACCCCCGUGUCAAAGUGUGCGGGGUCGGGUGAGAGCAAGUGGAGCCAUGCGUCGCUCCGCUGCCCCGAGCGUCAAGAGGGCUCGCUUCAUGCCGCCUCCUGCUGCUGCUGCCCAUCGCCCUGCUGCUGCUGCUGCCCCUCAGCCCAAGUGGCUGGACAUGUGUCCCAAGAUGCCUCAAGGGACCGCAGAUAUGGUUGUGAAGAGCCCAGAACCUCCCAACAGCCAGGCAACCACCAUGCCCGACCCACCUGAUUUAUCAGACAAAACAUUGCUCUCCAACCAGCAAGGAGAUGUCGAAGCAGAUCUUAUCAAAAGGCCCGAGGCAGCAAGGACCUUCUUGGUGCCAAGAAAACACAUCUACAAUUCUCUUACCCCAAAAUCACCUGCUGCAAUGAAAGUGCAGCGUUCCGAGGAACAGAAUGACCACACUGCAGAGAACAAUCCAAUGAAAGAUAACGGGGAUUGUUCCGCUACAAAGUACUACAGUGUAAUGUGGGGUAAAGCAUCCAAGAAGAAGCACAAGAAGUGGGAGGGCGAUGCUGUUCUGAUCACAAGUGGCCGAUUGGUGAACCUUAAAGACAUGGAAGGCAAGGACAUCUGCAAAGGUACAGGCUACAACAAGCGUGAGCUGGAGAGCCUGUCGGAGGGACAUACUUUGGUGAUCAGCGGAAAGGAGAUCGAGGUGAUGGGGUUGAUUUCGUGUGAAGAUUACGCAAACGGAAGGUGCUUCCAGGUCUCCGGCGCCAGCUGCGACUCGGCCGCUUCUAUUGCCACUCCGAACAAGGCUGCUAGGCCCUAUGCGAGCCCCUUCCGGGCCGUCACAGGAGCACCAGAGAAGUCCCGCGUCACCGAGACAAAAGUCUACAAGCCUCGCUUUAACCCCUUUGCUCCAAAUGCACUUGUGAUGCCCCAGCCAAGUCCUGCCCAUCAGUGGCAGAACAAUGCGGCCGGCCUGCCCAUGGGAGACGUCGUGGUCGACCCCCACCUCGUCGUGCACCUAAGGCCACACCAGCGAGAAGGGGUCGUUUUUCUUUACGAGGCCGUCAUGGGCAUGAGGUCUCCUGCUGUUCAGGGAGCCAUCUUGGCCGAUGAGAUGGGCCUGGGGAAGACCCUGCAGUGCAUUGCGCUCGUGUGGACGCUGUUGCGGCAGGGCCCGUACGGCAAUCGGCCCUCCCUACACAAGGUGCUGAUCGUCACUCCCGGAAGCCUGGUGCGCAACUGGAGCCGUGAAUUUAACAAGUGGCUGGGCGUGGAGAGAAUCCGCGUCUUCACCGUUGACCAGGAACACAAGGUGGAGGAGUUCAUGAAGUCGCCCAUCUACCCGGUGCUCAUCAUCAGCUACGAAAUGGUGCUGCGCUGCAUCGAUGCUGUGCGCGUUAUCCCCUUCGGCCUCGUCAUCUGUGACGAGGGUCACCGCCUCAAGAACAGCAGCAUCAAAACGGCGUCGGCCAUCGACAGCCUGCCCUGCAAGCGACGCAUCCUCCUCACGGGUACGCCCAUUCAGAAUGACCUGCAGGAGUUUUAUUCCAUCGUGGAGUUUGUGAACCCUGGGAUACUGGGCUCCGCGGCAGCCUUCCGGAAGGUGUUUGAGGAACCCAUAGUCCAGUCACACCAGCCCUCUGCCUCCCUGGAGGAUAAGCAGCUGGGGGAGACGCGCGCUGCCGAGCUGCAGCGGUUGACGGGCCUCUUUGUGCUGCGGCGCACGCAAGAGAUCAACGAGCGCUACCUGCCGCCCAAGCGGGAGUUUGUGGUGAUGUGCCGACCCACGCCACUGCAGAUUCAGCUCUACCGCAGGCUUCUGGCGUCUCCGGCCGUGCGGAGCUGUCUGAACCGCGUGACCACCGACCGUAGCCCUCACCUCGUGUGCAUCAGCGCUCUCAAGAAGCUUUGCAAUGAUCCUUGCCUCCUGUACAAGACGCUGCAGAAAGCAGAAGCUCUCCGUAAGGGGCAGAAAAAGCAAGACACCGAGGAAGAGUCGGAUGUGUCUCUAUACGACGGACUUUACGAGGAGUUCUCUUUGAUCUACAACCCAGAGAGCACCAGCAAACUAGAGUCGGGGAAGCUGCGCGUGCUAGCUCGGCUGCUGGAGGCCAUGCAUCAAAAAACACCCGUUGAGCGGGUGGUACUGGUAAGCAACUCCACCCAGAUGCUCGACGUCCUGGCUCGCUGCUGUUCAAGCUGGGGCUACAGCUGGGCGCGACUGGACGGCACAACGCCCGUGUCCCAACGACAGCAUCUUCUGGAGAACUUCAACAGCCGCUUCUCCACGCACUCCGUAUUCCUGUUGAGCUCCAAGGCCGGAGGCGUGGGCCUCAACCUCGUCGGAGCUUCCCGCCUCGUCCUCUAUGACAUCGACUGGAACCCUGCCAAUGACAUCCAGGCCAUGGCCAGGGUAUGGCGUGAUGGACAGCACAAGACCGUGCAUAUUUACAGGUUUCUGACCACAGGAACUAUCGAGGAGAAGAUUUACCAGCGCCAGGUGAGCAAGCAGGGCCUGUCCGGCAGCGUGGUGGAUGCGGCGUCGUCGGCGCGCUCGGAGCACAUCCGCUUCUCGCUGGAGGAACUGCGCAACCUGUUCACGCUGCACGAGGGGACUUGCUGCUUCACGCAUGACCUCCUGGGCUGCCCUUGUCAAGGAGAUGGCGGAAUCUUGUCUGGAGCAAAUAAAGACAGCCUGGUGGAGCGUACAUGUCAGCUGGGCCGGGCGAGAAACUCUUCUUCGUCGGCUCAGCGCAGCACCAAGGCUUUAUCCAUGGCCGAGCUGAUGGAGUGGCAUCAUUUAUCUUCUACUGGACUAAGUUCACUGCCCGACCCAGACCUGUACCAGGCGGCAGAUGACAUUACGUUUGUCAUGCACAAUGAAACCAAGCUUUGCUCGGAAACCACAGCGCUCACUGACAGUGUACCAUGAACGGUCCACCAACCCCUCUUUGUGGCACUUUAACACAUUUGCCUUUAUACAAACACUUGCCUAUUUAAUGUUACAGUGGUUGGGAACUUAAUUGUUGAAUUGAAUGUGUGUAUAUAUAAGAUACAUUGCCAAAGCCUCUCGCAUUUGAAUAGCUUAUAUCCUUGAUAUACACGGUGUCCGUAAAAGGUAUCGUCCAUUAUUUAAGAAUUGUAAUCAGACAGCAGUUUGUUUGUGGUCGAAUGUUGGAGUUUGGCAAAAGGUAAAGUGCAGAACACCUGGGACUCUGAAAUCCCAAUACGAUGUGCGUUGUCAAUGCCAUGGCUGACGUGGGUAGGUUCGAGGCCUGAAACUCGAUCCAAUUAAAGCUUCUUUACCACUAGGUGUGUAGUUUUAUUGACCUAGCUUAAACUGCUGUGUAAUUAACAAUGGACAAUACCAUUAUUGACACCCUUUAUUUUUUUAACAGUUCAUGAAACGAAAUAAAUUGGACAUUGUAAACUUGGUCAAUGCAGACACGUCUUGCGUUGCUAUCAUCCACUACAGUCACAACAUGCUCAGGAUUCAAUUGUGGGUAAAGGCUCUUGAGGUCUAUUCCACCCCCUGCCCUUUAGAUUGCUCUGUGUAACAGAUUAAGAUGUCUUAAAUGGUCAAUCCAUUUUUAAACAAGAUUUGUGUUGCUUUAAAAAAAAUUAGAUCAUGUUCUUGUGAGUGCGUGUUAACUCAAUAAAACAGUGCGACAUGUUUUUAAAUAUACUUUAAGGGUAGAUAGAUAGACAUUUGAGGUUUUAAAAUAUCAGCAUGGUAUUUAUUUUCAAUGCCAAUUCUUAAGUGUUUUUGUUUGAUUUGUGGUUUCUUUUUUCUUUUUAUUAUGCUUCAUUGUUUGGCAAGGACAUGCAUUUUUCCUUAAUUGUUUGUACACGUUACUGACAUUUACAAUUGUGGUUAUAGUUUAUUUAAAGCCAUGAAUUCUCCAGGACACUUUCUAUUUAAACAGCAUCUAAAUGCAGCCACAUCUUAAAGAUGCUCUUCAGACACAGCGGGCAUAUUUAUUCGUGGGGGGAUGUAGCGAACUGAUGUUGUUUGGCAGAGGCAAAGAAGGUCUUGAGUCUGGACAAUAACGGGUAGGGUGUAGACAGCACGGACAUUUGGGGGAAUGGCGUUCCAGACGUUGGAGGCAGUAGUGGAGAACGAGAGACCUUCCACUGAGUGACGCGGGAGCCAUUUCUUUAACAAUAGCAGCGGUGGCAGCUUAGAGUACGGUCCAGUUAAAGGUGUGUCGAAACACAUUGUCCUGCGGAGGGAGCUGGUAGGAACGUUGGGUUGCUCGGUCAAUGGCCAGGGUCAACGGCGGCGUGGUGUAUUCCGCAAAUAUGGCCGACUGUGAGGGCGGGUACAAGCCGGCGUGAGUCGGUUAAACGUUGAGUUUUAUAAGGGCACCACGGGGUGACCAGCCCCUCCCCACCCUCCCUUCACGACGGACGGAUGGACACAAUAAUCCCCUGUGAGCUGUUGUAACCAGUAUAACAAUGUUCUGUUUUUACUUGAGGUACAUUCGCAAACAAAUCGUUGGGGAAAGAGUGCGGUCAUUCAUGAAAUUAAAAGGUAACUGGGGAGUUAUUUGGAUCAAUAAAUGGAGUUAAUAUUUUGGGAGCGAUUCAUGUCCUGGCAAAAAAGUUGCUGCCAAAAUGUGGAGGGGGAAAUGGAUGCCUCGUCACCAAUUUCUGCCGAUUUGGAUGAAAAACUGCAACGUUUUAGCUAAUAAGUCAUUCUCAAAUGAAAUGUGUGAGCAUUUGUAUUUGCAAUGUAUCGCUUGAAUGUGUUUUUAAAAGUAAUUUUGUUUUGUUUUGAAAUAAAAGUACCUUACAUACAUCGUCA
This is a messenger RNA of Lethenteron reissneri (Far Eastern brook lamprey), 4790 nucleotides long. Its product is annotated as DNA repair and recombination protein RAD54B-like. Gene Ontology annotation, biological process: double-strand break repair via homologous recombination; reciprocal meiotic recombination. Lineage: Eukaryota; Metazoa; Chordata; Hyperoartia; Petromyzontiformes; Petromyzontidae. The record is from RefSeq and is a predicted model, not a curated record. Gene Ontology annotation, molecular function: ATP binding; DNA translocase activity. Gene Ontology annotation, cellular component: nucleus.